CCGAGGUCUGCUGCAGUCCUCGAGCCCGCGUCCCAGCAGCACCGUCCAGAGCCCGGCUCUGCAGCAAGGGUCCCGCGCCCUUCACAGGAGGGAAAGAUGCCCACUUUGUCCAACCUGACACAGACCCUGGAAGAUGCCUUCAGAAGGAUUUUCAUCACUUACAUGGACACUUGGCGCAGGAACAUGACAGCGGAGCAAGACGCCCUGCAGGCCAAAGUGGACGCCGAGAACUUCUACUACGUCAUCCUGUACCUCAUGGUGAUGAUCGGCAUGUUCUCCUUCAUCGUCGUGGCCAUCCUGGUGAGCACGGUGAAGUCCAAGAGACAGGAGCACUCCAACGACCCCUACCACCAGUACAUCGUGGACGACUGGAAGCAGAAGUACAAGAACCAAAUUCUGAAUCUGGAAGAGUCCAGGGCCACCAUCCACGAGAACCCGGGUGCAGCGGGGUUCAAAACGUCCCCUUGA
Messenger RNA from Molossus molossus (Pallas's mastiff bat), 468 nucleotides. It is a transcript of the gene KCNE2, whose product is annotated as potassium voltage-gated channel subfamily E regulatory subunit 2. The record is from RefSeq and is a predicted model, not a curated record. Gene Ontology annotation, biological process: regulation of ventricular cardiac muscle cell membrane repolarization; negative regulation of delayed rectifier potassium channel activity; membrane repolarization during action potential. Gene Ontology annotation, molecular function: voltage-gated potassium channel activity involved in ventricular cardiac muscle cell action potential repolarization; potassium channel regulator activity; transmembrane transporter binding. The transcript is spliced from 2 exons. Bases 97 to 468 code for a protein of 123 amino acids. NCBI's taxonomy places the organism in Eukaryota, Metazoa, Chordata, Mammalia, Chiroptera, Molossidae. Gene Ontology annotation, cellular component: membrane.